AUGACUCGCUUCAAUAUUAAGGGCAAAACCUAGGGGAAAUCAGCAGUUCCUUCUUCUGCUGGAGUUAAAAAUAACGUAGUUGUUAGUGGAUCCCAUGGCACAAAAAAGUUCAGUAAAUCCUAGCCAGAGACAGUCAACAAAAUCACCUAGCUAAGAGAGAAGUCUCUCAAGAGAGACAAAUGGAAUUUAUUUCAGUCCCUCAUACCCUCCUCAGUUUACUCUAUCAGGUUAUUCUAUUUGACCUAAUUCCUAUUCGAUAUCAUGAUAGUUGGCUACGAUCAGUGCGCAAUUUAAGGAUGCUUCAUGAUCAGAUGCUUUGUUUGUUUAAUUACAAUGGCAUCCCUAUUCUCAACCACUAAGUAUGCUAAAAGAUACCAACCCAAGCACCGAUAACUUCUUAUGAUGACAUUGCCCUUAUAUUGGACACUGAGAGUAGUUGACUUUUAAGAUGGUUCAUAUGACCUCAUUGUAGGGUUUAUAUUUUACUUGCCAACAUUCCUGAUGAGUCUCUUUAUUAUAUCGGAUUGGAUAGAAUAUUUCUUUUUUUCAGCUAUUGUGACUAUUAUCGUACCUGUCGUCUAUUUUUACACUUUUGACUUCAAAAAUGAGUUCUCAAUCUUGAAUUUCUACUUGACAGGCAUUAAAUGUUAAGUGUUCUAUGUUUUGUUGUUUACUCUCUUUGAAAAAGUGCGAAAAGAGCAGUUUGUUAUUUCUUAUACUAAUAGUCAAACCAAAAAAUUGCUUUUAAGUCUAUUUAAUUCAGCUCCAAAUCCAACUGUCGUUGUUUCAUAGGAUGGAUAGAUCUAAUUUUGUAAUCAAACAUUCGAAAAUAUGCUUUUGCAGCGACUUGGAAUUAAGACACUACCUUAAUCUAUAUAUAAAUUAACAUCCGAAGAUGAAGAGUCAACACACAAACUGAAAUCCUUAAUUAUGGAUAUCCUGAAACCUUAGGGCUCAAAUUUUGCUAUCAAUAGUACUAAUUAGAAUCUCAAGAACAGCGAAAAUUCAUUUUAUGGGGGGAAUUUAAACAGUGCUGCUAAUAAUGAAAAAACUUGCUAUAACUCUGGAAAUAAAAAAAUUGAGAUUAAAAUAUCUAAGUCAUUAAAAAAGCAAAGCGAAGGCAAAAAACACUAGCCAGAAAAGAAUAAAGAGGAAACAAAGAGCAAUUCUACAAUAUCUGAGCGAAAUUAGUUUUAAAAAGAUGUUUUUGAAAGAUUUGAGAUUGCUUCUAUUAUUGGUGAGCAAGUGAACUUUGUGUCAAAGAAAACAGUGAUGUUGACUUUUAAUCUAAUUUCUGAGCAAAAGGCAAAGAACAGAUUAAUUUACUUGCAUUCCUAGCUGAUGUUUAGAUUCCUUCAUCAAUUUAAUAAAAGACUACAGUAACUUAACUAGAGAGCAGUAAAUGAUGAAGACAUUAUGAAUAAUUCAUCCAUUGUUGAAUUUUUGGGUACUACAUACGUUGCUAUUAAUCAGGUUCAACAGAUGUAACAUGAGUUUUGGAGUAGAAGUGAAAAUUAUAAAAAUCUUGAUGAAAACUUUCUCCUAAGAGAUGAAAUAAUGUAGUGUGUAGAGAGUCUAUCUGUAAAAUGCUUGAAUGCAUCAACAACUUUGAAACUUGAUGCUAGUAAAAAUUUGCCUGAAAAGUUAAAAGGCGAUGUUUAAAGGUUCAGACUGGCUUUGCAAUCAGUAUCUGAGUUCUCAAUGAGAUAUUGUACUGAAGGCAACAUUGAGAUAGUCAUCAACUUUGAUGCUAUCACAACAGAUGGAAAUUUCUAACUUUCUUUUGAUUUUACAUUCAGCAAGAAUCUAUAAUACAACGAAGAACCCCUUGUAAACUUGCUGAAUAUUAUGUCCAAGAGUCAAAAUGCUUCUUAUGAAGAUAUUUUGCUUAAAAACUAUGAGGAAUUGUUCGAUUUGAUUUAAUAAUUUGGAAUAGGAAUGCUAAUAUUUCCAACUCUCAUAGCAUAAUUAGAGGGAAACUAUUCUAUUACUGUAAUUGACUCUGCAGAAGCGAUAGAAGAGAAUAAAUCGGGUGAUCUUUUCGGAGAAUAGGACUAAGCAAGACCAUUAUCUUAAGCAAAGCCUGGCAAAAUAAAGAUCCUCUUUAAACUUGCCUUUGCAAAUGGAGAGGUAUCCAAGAAGGUAAUGAGUCCUUAUACACCAAUUAAUAAGACUAAAUUUUCACAAGGAAAUACUUAUACUUAUAAAUCGCCAAAUUUAGUUGCAAGAGAAAAUAGAGAACAAGCAAAAAGUCAGAUGAGAAGAAUCAUGGGCUAAAAUAGAAGCCCACUAAUUGCAGGAAGAGGAAGCUCUGCUAAUGCUCCUUUAAUAAGAACAGAUUUUAGAGUUGACUCAAUUAAAUAGCAAAGUGAUAAUGAUUAAAGCAUAAACCUUUACAACAUUAUCCAUGUCCCAAGUGGUCAAAUAGAAAAUUUACAAACAAAUCAGGCUGAGAACUAAAGUUUUUCAAAUAUCUCAUUCUAGCAAUAGUAAUAGAAUAACGGUAGCUAAAAUAUGGGGAGUAGUUAGAAUAAAUAUAGAAAGAAUUCAGCUAUGGUUACGCCAGUUGAUAUGAAUAUUGUAAAGAAAGUUGAAACAAAACUUAAGAAUUUUGAGUAGAAGUAGAGCAACCCUGCCUAGGAAUUCUUUAAAUACUAAAACCAAAUUAUUCAUACCAACUCAGCAAAUCUUCUCAAUGAAAAGGAUUAGAUGUAACUAACAAACUCAAGAAAAAAUUCUUAAUAAAUCUUACCUUUAAAUGCAAUGCUUCAAAAGAAAGCCUCAGACUUGGCUCCUCUAGAAAAUCUAGAUACAGCUCAUCGUGUUUAGAGCUUGAAGUAUAUCGCUCAUCCAUAGUAAUUCUCUAAUUCAAGUCUGCAGCCUGCUCAUAACAUUGAUACUUAGAAUUCAAGCGUUUCUCAAAUGAAUCAAGGAAGUUAAGAUAAUAUUAAAGGAAAUAAGAAUCAAAAGAAAUCAACUUUCAUUAAGUUUGGGAAUUUAGAUGACGUUGCCUCGAUGUAAGAAGCUUCAAGCAAUAAGAAGGAAAAUGAGAUGAAUAGAAGAGAAAGAGACUAGUAACUAAUCAGAGCUACCUAGGAGGCAAUUUUAAUUCAUCAUAACCAAUAAAACAAUUAAAGCAGCAACAGCCUAAUGGGAAACAUAGUGCAUUCACACAGCAUGAAUGUUGCAACGAAUCAGCAGUAAAUGACUGGUGCCUUCAGUCUGAUAGACUCAAAUAAUAGGGGAAUAAAGCAAAAGAAUGGAAGUAAUCAUCAAUUAAAUAAGCAAAUAUUGGAGUAAAUUGAUGAAACUAAACAUGAAAAACAUGAAGAGGAGAAAAGAGUCAAGAAUAGAGACAAUUUUAUUGAUAGUUUUCUAUUAGAAAACUAGAGUCAGCCUGAAAGCAAUAAAUAAAAACACAAAUAAAAUCUCCAUAAUAUGAAUACAAACAACUAAACCAACAAUCAAGAGCUCUAAAACUUGGGAAAUAUUUCCAGAGUUAGCAGUAAAAGCUUUAAGGUUGCAAGAACAAUCAAUCCUCAGGAAAUAGAGAAGUAAGAUCCAUUUUCUCAUAUGAUCCAUAUCAAGCCACGCAGAGUCACUAACUAAAACCAAAUGUUGAGAUAAACAGAGUAAGAGAAUUAAAACUUUGAGAGUGAUGAUCUGAGAAAAGUGCUCUCAUUCGGUUAGGGAAUAUCAGGAAGGUAAAAUAAAAAGCAGAGAGCAGAUGAAAACGCCCAAAAUUUAUUUGUUUAGAACUAAAUACCAAGCAAUAGAAAUCAUCACAGUGACAAUGCACUUGCUUAGAACUUUUAGAAUAAUAGCCAACAUAAUCUACUUAGCUAAGAUGUUUCAAAUGUUAAAUCAAAGGAUCAUAUGUAAUAAUAGCCUCUCAAUUUUAUCUAGGAUCCUUGCUGCCUUCAGGAUAUUGAAUAUAUGUAAUAAGAUCAAUCUAACAUGCUCAGGUUUGGCGAGCAAUCCCCAAUAAUUCUGGAAACAGAUGGCUUAGAGAACUUUAACAGUGAGUAGAUAUCCGAGGAUGACACUAGUGAAAUACUCGCCUAGCUUUCAUAAUAAAUGCAAGAUGACUCAUACUUGAAAAAUAACUUAGAAGAGGAGAAGGUGCCAUACAACUUCCAUUAGUAGAACUAUAACGAUAACAGUUUUGAAUACGAAAACAUGAUGGGAAACAAUAAAAAUAAUCAAUCUCAGGAUGUCAGAGGUAGAAUGCUAAGCAAAGGAAAGAGAAAAGAAAAAUUCAAGCAUGAGCCACUCUCAAAGCACAUCCCCAAGGAUAUCCUAAAUACUAAUAAUACUUAUGGAGCUUCCAAGAAUCUUCUAUCAGCAGGAAGAUAACCAGAUAAAGAUUCUUAGUACUUUCAAAUCUAUCCAGAGAGAUAGAGCAAUAACAAUCCUCAAAUCUCUCUUGCUCAAGAUUCCUCUCCGGAUAAUCGCAGAUUCAUAACUCCUGAUUAAAGAGGCCACAACAGAUAGAGCUCAAUCAAUGAUGAGCAGCCUUGUUAGAAACCUGGCAAUGAAGAAAGACUGAGGAAUAGCAAGUAGGGGUAUGUUCUCGAGCCUGAGGAAUAUUUCCCCUACAGAAGGGGUUAAAAAACUUUGUAAUACUAGCACUAACUCAUGAAGCAGGAUUUCGAUAAUGAAUGGGAAAAGCUAUACCAGUUUUAUCAGCCAAACUUAGGUGAUGGGUCCUUCAUUCCUCCUGGCGCUAGCGAUAUUAAUGAUAAGAUUAAGACCUUCGUAGACAAUAAGAGAUAUGUUCUUGUAGCUGAGGAUAACAACAUGAUGUCUGAGAUAAUGCAAAUGAUCUUAAAAUCUAUUGACUACGUGCCCAUUGCAGCAUUGAACGGAAAGAUAGCAGUAGAGAGAUUUACAACUUUUUUGAAGGAUGGUAUGUUCUUUGAUUUAGUGCUGAUGGACAUAUUUAUGCCUGAAAUGGGAGGUUACGAAGCAACUGAAAGGAUUAGAAAACUAGAGGAAGAUUUCCGCAUUCCCUUAAAAGACAGGCAUUACAUUUGUGGCUUCUCAGCUGAAGUUGAUGAAAGAACCACUGCUAAGAGUCUGCAAGCGGGCAUGAACGAAUUAAAGAGCAAGCCAAUGUCUAAGGAUGAACUAGAAAAACUUCUGAACAAAUGUAAAAGGAAUCAAAGAUAAGGCAUUGAUGAGACUCUUAUAAAUGUGGACUUACCAUCAAGAGAUCUAAUGCUAGAUUAAAGGGAUCUAACAAUUUUACCAGGUAGAGGAUUUAGAUGA
Messenger RNA from Stylonychia lemnae, 5271 nucleotides. NCBI's taxonomy places the organism in Eukaryota, Ciliophora, Spirotrichea, Sporadotrichida, Oxytrichidae. The record is from the annotation of a GenBank genome assembly.